Molecule: messenger RNA, 942 nt
Organism: Chenopodium quinoa (quinoa)
Lineage: Eukaryota; Viridiplantae; Streptophyta; Magnoliopsida; Caryophyllales; Amaranthaceae
Product: probable 3-hydroxyisobutyrate dehydrogenase-like 2, mitochondrial
Exons: 3
Coding region: 1-942 (313 amino acids)
Molecular function (GO): NAD binding; NADP binding; oxidoreductase activity
Source: RefSeq, a predicted model, not a curated record
AUGGCUGCUCUCAAUCUCCCUCCAAUCACACCAUCUGCCACCAAAAUUGGCUGGAUCGGUAUCGACAUUAUGGGUUCUGCAAUGGCAUCUCGCCUACUCUCAUCCGGCUAUUCUCUAACCAUCUACGCUCGCACCCCAUCAAAAGCCGACCCACUUAUCGCUCUUGGUGUGCACCUCGCUGCUUCUCCGGCUGACGUUGCCAAAUCCUCAGACAUCGUCUUUACGAUGCUGGGACACCCGCAAGAUGUUCGACAAAUUAUCUUAACCAAAGAAACAGGGGUUUUAUCAGAUUUGAGCUCUAAUGGUGUUGUGAUUGAUAAUACUAGUAGUCAUCCUGAGUUAGCUAAGGAGAUAAAUGAUGCUGCUCGUGAGAAAGAUUGUUGGGCAAUUGAUGCUCCUAUUUCAGGGGGUGAUGCAGGUGCUAGGAAUGGUAAUUUGGUUAUUUUUGCUGGAGGAGAGAGAAAUGUUGUUAGUUGGUUGUCUACAUUGUUGGAGAUUAUGGGUAGUAAAGUGAGUUUUAUGGGUGGUCUUGGAAGUGGGCAGAGUUGUAAGAUAGCUAAUCAGAUUAUGGUUAGUGCAAAUUUGGUGGGGUUGAGUGAAGGGUUAGUUUUUGCAGGGAAAGUAGGGUUGGAUAGGAGGGAUUGGAUGGAAGCGGUUCGAGGCGGGGCUGCUGGUUCUAUGGUGAUGGAGUUAUUUGGACAAAGGAUGAUUGAUAGGGAUUUUGAGCUUGGUGGGAUUAUUGAAUACAUUGUGAAGGAUAUUGGUAUGGGACUUGAUUUCGCCGAGGGGCUGAAGGGGAAGGGUGGUAAUAAGGAUGAGGUGGUUGUUAUACCAGGUGCAUCAUUGAGGAAGCAACUCUUUGUUGUGAUGGUUGCUAAUGGUGAUGGAAAGGUUGGCAUUCAAGGUCUUAUUAGUGUUAUAGAGAGGAUCAAUGGCAUUUGA